AUGAUGGAAGAGGUGCACAAGAGCAGCAGUAACAGCUCCGCGACGCCUUCCCAAACACCAGCUGCACAAGGUACAACACUACAGGCAGCUCAGCUCUCUCAUAUUGCUCAACAGAUGUCUCUAAGAGGUCCUGCCCCCCUGACAGUCGUUCAGCUUCCUGGAGAACAAGUCCAGGUCCAGGGAGUCAUUCAGACAGCACAGUCCUCUUCUGUAAUCCACUCACCGCAGGUGCAGACAGUGCAGGUAUCUUCUUUGUCUGAGAGUGAAGAUUCUCAGGAUUCAUCAGACAGCAUAGGCUCUUCACAGAAAGCUCGAGGCAUCUUAGCUCGUCGUCCAUCCUACCGAAAAAUUUUGAAAGAUCUUUCUUCUGAAGACACACGUGAUAGAAAAGGAGAUGAGGAGAGUCCUGGUGUCUCUACUGUUACGUCUAUGUCCGUUCCCACGCCUAUCUACCAGACGAGCACUGGACAGUACAUUGCCAUCGCUGCAAACGGGUUGCAGCUGGCCAGCCCGGGCAGCGACGGCGUGCAAGGCCUGCAGACGCUGACGAUGGCAAACGCUGGUGGUGCCCAGCCCGGGACAACAAUACUGCAGUACGCCCAGACGUCGGACGGCCAACAGAUCCUCGUCCCCAGCAACCAGGUGGUGGUGCAGACUGCAUCAGGAGACAUGCAGACUUACCAGAUCCGCACCACGCCGACCACCACGUCCCUCCCUCAGACCGUGGUGAUGACGUCUCCCGUCACCCUGACGUCACAGACGAGUAAGACAGAUGACCCGCAGCUGAAACGAGAAAUAAGGCUGAUGAAGAACAGAGAAGCUGCUCGAGAAUGCCGUAGGAAGAAGAAGGAGUACGUUAAAUGUCUGGAAAAUCGAGUUGCAGUCCUGGAAAAUCAGAACAAAACUCUAAUCGAAGAGCUAAAAACUUUGAAAGAUCUUUACUGUCAUAAAAGCGUGUAAGAAAAGAAGGUAAAACUUUUGUGGACUGUUUAAAUUUCAGAGGAGAAUUUUUUUUUUAUACUGAAUUUUUUAAACUAGAUGAAAGGUCAAAAAUGAAACUUUUCUACCUAGAUUUCACAACUUAAAGAC
Molecule: messenger RNA, 1089 nt
Organism: Tauraco erythrolophus (red-crested turaco)
Lineage: Eukaryota; Metazoa; Chordata; Aves; Musophagiformes; Musophagidae
Source: RefSeq, a predicted model, not a curated record